Vigna unguiculata (cowpea) is the source of this 1458-nucleotide messenger RNA. RefSeq lists its product as uncharacterized. Lineage: Eukaryota; Viridiplantae; Streptophyta; Magnoliopsida; Fabales; Fabaceae. The record is from RefSeq and is a predicted model, not a curated record.
AUCUUUGUUUACAGCUUUUUUCUUAAUUCUCAACAACAAAAACAAUUAUGGCGAUGAGCUUCAUCACAGGAAAAGGUCUAUCAACCACCCAGUUGUUGAAGUUGGUGGUGAAUACACUGUAUGAUAAAUUUGUUGAGAAGGAUAUCAAAGGAUUUGAUGGGUUCAAUGUUGGUAUUCUUGAUACCUUCAACACUAUCAACAUGGCCUUACCCGGGAAGCAUUAUGUUGCACCUUCAUAUAAGGAUGUAAAGGAUUUGUUCGAACAAUGGAAAGAAAUUGAUAGAGAAGAGAAGAGGAAGAAGUUCAUCGAGUUCAUCAACGAGAAAGUGAAUAUAAACAAAGUAGAUGAAUCUAUGUUAAUCACUGCAAUAAUGGCACCACCAGCAGCCAUGAUGGCUAAGAAAACAGGACAAAUAGUGCCUCAACUUGCACUCAUGAAUGCCAUACCUGAUGUUGUAUUUGUUCCCUCAGCCACACUUUUGGCUCUAAUUGCCGUCAAGAUCAUAAGAUUACCCUUCAUCGGAAAGACAACAUCCAAGAAUAUAGUGUCAUCUACAACUGUAAUAGAGGAACAACCUCAAAUUACACCUGAACAACAACCUCAAACUGAAACUACACCUGAAACUGAAGUAGAAGAACCUCAAACUGAAACUACACCUGAAAGUGAAGUAGAAGAACCUCAAACACCAACUACACAACCUGAAAUGGAAGAAGAACCUCAAGUUGAAACUAGACAAGAACCUCCAACUGCAACUAUAUCUGAAGCUAAAAUGGAAGAAGAGCCUCAAACUACAACUACACCUGAAACUCUGAAAGAUGAACCUCAAAUUGAAAGUAAACCAGAAGCUUUAAGCACAAUGACACCUGAAACAGAAAUAGAAAAGGAACCUCAAUCUCAAACUACAACUGCGCCAGAAACUACAGUACAAGGACCUCAAAUUCCAGUUCAACCAAAACCACACUUUAUAACUGGGCAUGUCCACAAGGACAACACCACUUGUUUCUUAUGUAAUGAAUACCACAUUUAUUGAGUAACUUUCAAAUACCUUUUUCUCAAUAAACACACACACAUUUGUCAAUCUCUAUGCUCUUUUGAUUAUGAUUAAAGGUAGAUUACCAAGUUGUGAACUGAACAUGUGAUUUGGUUGCUUGGGUGAGGAGCUAAUUGCUAGGAUGAAGGAAGGACUGAAGGACUGAAGGACUAAUGGUAUAUGACUUAAGAGAAAUAAUGUCAACAAUGAAAAUGAAGUUGUAAAUACCAAGUUUAGUGGUGCUUGAAACAAGGUAAAAAUUUGCUCCUUGGACACUGCUUCAGCAUAGGAUAUGCAAUUUGCAUGAUAUUUGGUUAGCAAGAAUACUCAUAGGAAUGAAGACAGUCUAGCACACUGUUUUGCAAAGGAUAAUCAUAGGCAUCAAAGAAACAUUAAUGAAGAUAGUUUUUUCUUCCUUCUUUUUUCA